Molecule: messenger RNA, 636 nt
Organism: Nasonia vitripennis (jewel wasp)
Lineage: Eukaryota; Metazoa; Arthropoda; Insecta; Hymenoptera; Pteromalidae
Product: charged multivesicular body protein 4b-like
Exons: 4
Coding region: 1-636 (211 amino acids)
Biological process (GO): vacuolar transport
Source: RefSeq, a predicted model, not a curated record
AUGAGAUCUAUACAGCACAGUUACAUUGGUACUGAGUACAUCCAGGAAUUGUCUUCUGUUUUUAUCUACGGUGGCAAGGAAGAUACCAAGGCUUUGGCUACCCAGACCUGGAACAGUAUGGAGAUGAGUCUUGUCGAGAGGAAAAACGUCAUGAAAAACAAAAUCGAGCAGGAGAUAGUGACCGUCGGGAAAAACGACACCAAAAACAAGAUAAUCGCUGGCCAGGCAUUGAAGAACAAAAAACUAUUCGAGAAGCAAAUUCAGAAAAUUGAUUGGUGUUUAUCCAUAAUCGAGCAGCAGAGAGAAAUAGUCAAAAGUGCCAAUUCAAGUACCGCUAUUGUUACUGCGAUGGGCAAAGUUGCCUAUGCAAUUAAGGCAUACACAAUUCUUAAUCUUCGCAUUUCGAAUUACUGGGACACUGAUGGCGAAGCUCGCGAGUUUGAACCAGGAAGUUUAGAACCAGAAAAAGUGGAGAAAGAAUCGUUGCGUAUUCAAACCACGGCUAAAUCACCUGCUGUUUCUAUAACUUCUCUGCCAACUCUCGAUUUACAACAAGCGGCUAAUCUCGAACAGAAAUCAUCGAAAUAUUAUCAGGGACGUGACCGGCAAAACUCACAACAAGUAUCUAAGCUGUGA